CGCGCGGGGGUGUAGGUGGAGGAGCGAGUUUUCUCCUCAGAUGGAAGGUAGGCCCGGGCGGGUACACCCCGGAGGGGUCAGACUCUGUUUCCAGGUAGAAAUAGGAGCUGUCGCUUGCUGCCCCUCCUGUCCAACCUAGGGGUCCAAUCGUAAUGCCCCAUUCCAGAAACACCCCGACCUCCAAGACCCGAAACCUGGCGUUGUUGCAUUGGUGCAGCGUCUUGGCCAACACUUUCACCUUUUGGUCUGUGUGUUUGUUUUAUUGGAGGGUAAUUGCUUUACAGUGUUGUGUUGGUUUCUGCGAUGUAUCUGCGUGAAUCAGCCAUAGGUAUAUAUGUGUCCCCUCCCUCGCGAACCUCCCUCCCACCUUCCACUCCAUCCCACUCCAGGUUGGUCUGUGUUAUUUCUGAUCCUCAGCAGAAGAAAAAAAUUACAGUUCAAUUCAGAAAACCUUGUGGAGAACAAAAUGUGCACCUGAACGAGUAAUAGGUAACUGGAGAAAGAAGAGUUUUUAGCCCUUAACCUCCGUGUUUGCAAUCUAUUUAAGAAGGCCAGGUUUUUUGUUUUUAUUUUUCAUAUUUAAACCUCAGGGUUUACUUGCUGCUUUGCUUUAUUAAUACAAGCUGAUUAGUUCCUUAGGAACUGAGGCCUGGUCAUUUGUUUUUUUUUUUUUAAAGCAAUACAAAUACAGAGUUUAAAAAGUCAAGCUCUAUUAAAAGGGUUAAAAUGGCGGAGCCCCUGCCCAAUUCUUUUCUUCCCCUGUUCCUACUUCCCAGAGGAAGAAAUGAUUACUGGUGGAAAAGAAUCUUCCCCACCCUAAGCAUGUGUUGUAAUUAAAAUGUGACCUUUUCUUUGCCCACAGAAGGGGGUGUUUAUUCUUUUCUGUUAGGCUUAGGCUGCAAGAAGUUUAGAUUUUCUAAACAGACAGAUGGCAGUGGGCAGGGAGAGGUAAGGAGAACAGUUCUUCACCCAGCCUGUUUGGUGACCGGCAAAAACCAGUUUUGAGUGAAAUUGGUUUCACUCAAUUGAAAUUUGUGUGUUGAUUAUCUCACAAAGUUGAUAAUCCACACGAAGAAUUAGAAAUUGACAGAGGUCAUAAAAGUGUCAUAGUCCUAGGGAUUGAGUGACCCCUUCCACAGUGUUUAGGCGUCUUAAGCAGCUGGUAAAGAGUGGAGCUCCUCCUUCCAACUGGGAGAGCAGUUUAUCUCCACGGAGGUUUCAGCCUCUGAUAAAAGGUUUGGGGCCAGCAGGGAUAAUGCUGAAAUAAAAACUCAACACUGACUUUUAAAUGGUCUAGCAUAAGUGUAUACAAAACCAAGCAAAUGCAUGUAUAAGUUCACUGGGGAGAUAAAUGAAAUAAAGAUUGUGGAAAUACCAUUACCGAUUGUUGAAGUUGGGUGAUGGGUACAUGGAUGAUCCUUGUACUACUCACUCAACUUUGUUGUGUGUUUGAAAAUUACCACUGAAACAAAAAAGGCCUACACAUUGGAGCUCUUAAAUAAUACUCCAUGGAAAAAUAUGCACCAAACUGGUAAUACUGGUUACUUCUGGAGAGAAGGAAAAGGGCCCAAGAUUGGAAGUGGGAUCAAUCUAGACUUUAAUUUUUUUCUUGCUGGUAUGGUUUAAUUUUUAAAUUUGUGAUAAUAAAUAAUCAUGAGACUGUGGAUGAUUUAGUCCAGCAAAGUUUCCAAUUGGGAAUCUGCAUCCUUGAGGCUCAGACCCCAGAUGGCGCAGUGGGAGAUGCUGCAGAACCUUGACAGCCCGUUUCAGGACCAGCUGCAUGAACUCUACUCAAAUAGCCUCCUACCGAUGGACGUUCGACAGCACUUGGCUGUCUGGAUUGAAGAUCAGAACUGGCAGGAAGCCGCACUGGGAAACGAUGCUGCCAUGGCUAAUAUGCUAUUCUUCCACUUCUUGGACCAACUCAACUCUGAGUGUGGCCGAUGCAGCCAAGACCCCGAGUAUUUUCUGCUACAGCACAACUUGCGAAAAUUCUAUCGGGACGUUCAGGCCCUUCCCACUGGCUCUACCCAGUUGGCUGAGAUGAUCUUUAACCUCCUUCUGGAAGAAAAAAGAAUUCUGACCCAGGCUCAGAGGGCUCAGCUGGAGCAACGAGAGCCAGCCCCUGAAGCACCUGGGGAGAGCCAGCAGCAUGAACUUGAUUCCCGGAUCCUGAAAUUACAGGCUAUGAAGGAGAAGCUGGUGAAAUCCAUCAGCCAACUGAAAGACCAGCAGGAUGUCUUCUGUUUCCGAUAUAAUAUCGAGAAAUCAGUGAAGACACCUUCUUUGGACCCCCGUCAGACCAGACGGAUGGACAUUCUUCAGGAAACACUCAAUGAACUGGACAGACAGAGAAAGGAGGUGCUGGAUGUCUCCAAAGCACUGCUAGGCCAGUUAACUACCUUAAUUGAGCUAUUGCUGCCCAAGUUGGAGGAAUGGAAAGUCCAGCAGCAGAAAGCCUGCAUUGGAGCGCCCCCUGUCGGAGGGUUGGAACAGCUGGAAAAGUGGUUCACAGAUGGAGCGAAGCUGUUGUUCCACCUGCGGCAGCUGCUGAAGGAGCUGAGGGAGCUGAGCCACAUGGUCUCCUACGAGGGGGACCCUCUGGGCAAAGGCGUGGACCUGCGGGGGGCCCAGGUCACAGAGCUGCUGCAGCGCCUGCUCCACAGAGCCUUUGUAGUAGAAAGUCAGCCCUGCAUGCCCCAGACUCUUCAUCGACCCCUCAUCCUCAAGACAGGGAGCAAGUUCACCGUCCGAACAAGGCUGCUAGUGAGGCUCCAGGAAGGCAGUGAAUCACUGACUGCGGAAGUCUCCGUUGACAGGAAUCCUCCCAAAUCACAAGGCUUCCGGAAGUUCAACCUUCUGACCUCAAACCAGAAAACUUUGACCCCUGAGAAAGGCCAGACUCAGGGCUUAAUUUGGGACUUUGGCUACCUGACUCUGGUGGAGCAGCGUUCAGGGGGUUCUGGAAAAGGCAACAAUAAGGGGCCGCUGUCCGUUACAGAGGAAUUGCAUAUCAUUAGCUUCACAGUCAGAUACACCUACCAGGGUCUGAAGCAGGAGCUGACAACGGACACCCUCCCUGUGGUGAUUAUUUCUAACAUGAACCAGCUCUCAGUUGCCUGGGCCUCGGUUCUGUGGUUCAAUCUGCUCAGCUCAAACCCUGAGGACCAGCAGUUCUUCUCCAGCCCCCCGAAGGCCCCGUGGAGCUUGCUGGGCCCUGCUCUCAGUUGGCAGUUCUCCUCCUAUGUUAAUCGAGGCCUCGACUCAGACCAGCUGGGCAUGCUGAGGGACAAGCUGUUUGGGCAGAACUCCAGGACUGAGGAUGCGUCGUUGCCCUGGGUCGACUUCGUUAAGCGAGAGAGUCCCCCUGGCAAGCUACCGUUCUGGACGUGGCUCGACAAGAUUCUGGACCUGAUACAUGACCACCUGAAGGAUCUCUGGAAGGAUGGACGCAUCAUGGGCUUCGUGAGCCGGAACCAGGUGCGCCGGCUGCUGAAGAAGACUGUCUCCGGCACCUUCCUGCUGCGCUUCAGCGAGACGUUGGAGGGGGGCAUUACCUGCUCCUGGGUGGAACACCAAGAUGACGACGAGGUGCUCAUCAACUCCGUGCAGCCCUUCACCAAGGAGGUGCUGCAGUCACUGCCGCUCACCAGGAUCAUCAGCCAGUACCAGAUGCUGACCGAGGAGAACGUACCCGAGAACCCGCUGCGCUUCCUCUACCCGCGGAUCCCCCGGGAUGAGGCUUUUGGGUGCUCCUCCCAGGAGAAAAUUAAUCCCGAGGAACGGAAGAAAUACCUGAAACACAAGCUCAUUUUUGUCUCUAACAGACAAGUGGAUGAACUGCAGCAACUGCCGGAGCUCAAGUUGGAGCCAGAGCUGGAGUCUUUAGAGCUGGAUCUGGGGCUUGCAUCAGAGCCUGAGCACAGGCCGGGCCUGGACUUAGAGCCACUGCUGGAGGCAGGAUUGGAUCUGAGCAUGGAGCCCGUGCUGGAGCCCACACUGGAGCCCAUACUUGGCCAGAUGUCACAGGGAGUCCUAGAACCACACCUGGGACCAGAACUGCAGCUGGAGCCUAUUCCAGAGCUCGAUCUACAGACCAUGCCAGAACCGGAUUUGCCUUAUGACCUGAGACACUUGAACACCGAGGACAUGGAAAUCUUUAGGAACAGCAUGAGGAUUGAAGAAAUCAUGCCCAACGGUGACCCACUGCUGCCUUGCCAGAACACCACGGAUGAAGCUGACGUCUUCAACCCCAGCCACUUCUAUGCAGGUGGGCCCUUGAGCCCUUCUGACUACUAGGAGCUACAUUUCCUCAGAUCUUUCUGUGCGUUUGCCCCUCCUACUCCUCACAUCAGGACAUUGCUCUCCAAGGAUGGGACAUGAGGAACUGGGUUAACCCUGGGGGAAUGGAGGGAGAAGCAUAAUGUGGGUGAGGCAGAGGCAGCCAUGCCUCAGAAGAGAUGUUACCCGUGGUCUGCCUAGGAGCCUGGAGGCCGCCUCUGUGCUGGGAGGUGCGGGCACUCAAGGGCAGGCCGGGGCAGUCAGGAGGCACCUGUGAGGCUCAGGGCAGGGGCUUCUUUCCAGUGUAGAAGGCUUUCAGCAUUUUAGUGACUGGCAAGACUGACUCAUCUUUCUGGAAUGCCAUUUCUGCUUAAAGCAGCUCUGACUUCUGAUCCCGCAGUGCCCUGGGACUCCUGUCAUUGGCCAAAUACACUCUCGGCCAAGAAAGCAGAGAAGGAAGCCCUGGGCCAAGGAGCAAGAGAGGGCCAAGCUUAGGAGCCAUACUUCGCAGUUGCAGUCCCUUGUAACCUCAUUCAGCUUGCUCAGCCUUAGCAGGGAUUAUGGCCAAAAAGAUCCCGUUUACUCUAUAUACCAAGGGGUCAUGAGGUAAGACCCCUUUCCACGGUAGCCCUGCAGAGCAGAAAGAUGCAUUUUAUAGUGCUUUGGCCCUAUUUUUCCAUUCUGUUUCUUUUUACUGACAAGCCUAGACUUAGAGAUCCACAUAAAUAAGUCUUUAUUGAAAAAAGUACAUAAUUCAGUAUAAAUAUAAUAAAUAAUCCUCAUCCCCAAGCUCCUGCCACUAUAAAUAAUCCCAAAAUUUCCCUUCCCAUGUAAUAAAUAUUCAGCCUCUUCUAGGUCAACAUCAUAAGUCAGUCAGUUUUGGUAAUUUUUCAACAGAGUAAGUCUCAUUAAAAUUAUUGGACUGAGGAACUUGCUGGCUCACAGGUGUCCAGGUGGACAGACUGAUCUCCGCAUUCCUGAGCCGUGGAGGCCUGGGAGUCAUCCUUGAGUGCUGGCUUUAGGGGCUCAGAGUUGCUGCUCCAUGGGCAAAGACCCGGGCAGCUACAGCCACAAAGGCCUGGAGGCUUCGAAGGAUCUUGAGACGGAGCAGGAGGCGCUGCCAUGGCUGGCUGGGAGUAGGGCUUGGGGUCUGCUCAGUUUCCCAGUGGUGACCCUCGGGCUGAAAGGACACAGGACACCAUCAGAGAGGACUCUCUGAGUCGUCACCCCACCCCUACCCCAGGGCCCGUCUCUGACACCUGCAAGCCCCUCUCCUCCAGGCCCCUAGUUCAUACCUGCAAGAGCUCCCUGAGGCCCAGUACGGAGGCGUGAAGCUGGUCCACAGGGCCCUCUGGGGGUGGAGAAGGCUCCCCUGUGAAAAUAUCUGAGCCCAGCAGCUUCUCGUAAAAAACCAGGCCUCGAUGAAUCCUUUGCAAGCAGGACUGGGGGGGAAAGAAAGCCGUGAAAGGAAACGGAUACGGGGACUUCCCAGGCUGUCCAGUGGUUAAGAUGCCAUGCUUCUGCUGCUGGGGCCAUGGGUUUGAUCCCUGGCUGGGCACAGCACAGCUCAGCCAAAAUCAAGAUGAAAGAAACAAAAUAGAUCCCUUCUAAUUACUCCACCAAAGACUCACCUGAUAUUUACCAUUCUUAAGACAUGGCUGUGAUCUGAAUGUUUGCGUCCCUGUGAAAUUCAUAUGCUGAAAUCCUGACCCCCAGUGUGGUGGUGGUAGGAAGUGGUACUUUUGGGAAGUUACUAGGUCAUGAGGAUGCAGCCCUCAUGAGUGGAAUUAUUGCUCUUAUAAAAGAGACCCACAGAACUCCCUACUCCUUCCCACAAUGAGAGGAGACAAAAAGUCUGAUCUGGAAGAGGGCCCUCACUUAACCACACUGGCACCUUGACCUCAAGACUUCCAGCCUCCGGAGCUGUGAGAAAUAAAUGUCUGUUGUUUAUAAACUA
Odocoileus virginianus texanus is the source of this 6238-nucleotide messenger RNA. RefSeq names its product signal transducer and activator of transcription 2 (gene STAT2). The record is from RefSeq and is a predicted model, not a curated record. Lineage: Eukaryota; Metazoa; Chordata; Mammalia; Artiodactyla; Cervidae. Gene Ontology annotation, molecular function: DNA-binding transcription factor activity, RNA polymerase II-specific; RNA polymerase II cis-regulatory region sequence-specific DNA binding. Gene Ontology annotation, biological process: regulation of cell population proliferation; cell surface receptor signaling pathway via JAK-STAT; response to peptide hormone.